CGCGGAGGAGGAGUGACGUCAGACUGAAGCGCUAGUCAACGAUGGCGGCCGUGGUGAGACUCGUCAACAGAAGCGCGCUGGGUUCAGCAAUGGGUCAGCGGUAUGUGGCGUUCAGCUCGGCGGCGAAGGUCAACGCGGCCGGCCUGAGGGCAGGUCGAACACUUCCGGAUAAGGUGAAGAUAGUGGAGGUGGGACCCAGAGAUGGCCUUCAGAAUGAAAAGACUAUCGUGCCAACAGAGACUAAAAUUCAUUUGAUUGACAUGCUGUCAGCGUCGGGGCUGUCGGUCAUCGAGGCCACCAGCUUUGUGUCACCAAAGUGGGUCCCGCAGAUGGCCGACCAGGUGGAGGUGAUGAAGGGGAUCGAUAGGAAACCUGGAGUGUCUUACCCGGUCCUCACACCCAACCUCAAGGGUUUUCAGGCUGCUGUGAAGGCAGGAGCUUCGGAGGUCGCCAUAUUUGGUGCUGCAUCGGAGCUGUUCAGUAAGAAGAACAUAAACUGCUCAGUGGAGGAGAGUUUACAGCGCUUUGACGAGGUUGUGAGAAUGGCGAAAGAGGCCGGUGUGCGAGUUAGAGGUUAUGUGUCGUGUGUUCUCGGAUGUCCGUAUGAAGGCAAUGUGGCACCCGAAAAAGUUGCACAUGUAGCUAAGCGUCUGUACUCCAUGGGCUGCUAUGAGAUCUCUCUGGGUGACACUACCGGAGUGGGGACUCCAGGAAGCAUGAGUGACAUGUUGGAGGCAGUGAGCAGGGAGGUGCCUGUUAACGCCUUGGCUGUGCACUGCCAUGAUACCUACGGCCAGGCCCUGGCUAACAUCCUCGUAGCCUUACAGAUGGGAAUCAGUGUGAUCGACUCUUCAGUAGCCGGGCUGGGCGGCUGUCCCUACGCCAGUGGGGCAUCUGGAAAUGUUGCAACCGAAGAUGUAGUCUAUAUGCUGCAUGGGCUUGGGAUUCAAACGGGAGUGGACCUCUCAAAGCUGAUGGACGCUGGCGCUUUCAUCUGUCGAACCCUCAACAGGAGGACCAGCUCCAAAGUGGCACAGGCUACAUGCAAGCUGUAGACACAGGCUCCUUUGCACAGACUGUACGCUCCAAUACAAUCAUGUAAGCUGGAGCCUUCAUCCUCUGUAGGUUCAGUUCAACCUUAUUCUGAUUUCAGUUUGAUUCACUGCCUCCCAUUAAGGGAAAUACAACUUGGAUGUUACUGAACCCUCCCUUUUUUUAAAUAAAACAUCUGAUUAAAUAAGUGCCUUAUCUAAAGUCGGUCUAAUCACACAGAUGGGACUUAUUGAAAGCCUUCACCUUCAAUAGUGGGCAUACAUUCCUUUCUGGGCAGUUAAGCCAAAAUGAGGCACAGACUUUAGACUAUUAAUUUAUGACGCUGUAAUAAUACUGUCUUAGCGACGGAUAAACUCUGACUCCACUGUAAGAAAAAAAAAAGUGCUGCUUUGACCUCUUCUGAAUGCUGUGGUCACUGUCUCCAAAUGAAUUCUCUAUUUAGGGACCGACUAUGGAGAUUGGUCUGUUAAUUUUGGGCAUUGGGCAUUUAUUUUAAAAUGCCUAUUUUCAGUUGUAAUAUGUACAUAUCCAGCUAGAAUGUAAAUUAAAAAAUAAAUAUUAUUUGAUCAA
Molecule: messenger RNA, 1623 nt
Organism: Gasterosteus aculeatus aculeatus (three-spined stickleback)
Lineage: Eukaryota; Metazoa; Chordata; Actinopteri; Perciformes; Gasterosteidae
Gene: hmgcl
Product: 3-hydroxy-3-methylglutaryl-CoA lyase
Biological process (GO): L-leucine catabolic process; ketone body biosynthetic process
Molecular function (GO): hydroxymethylglutaryl-CoA lyase activity
Source: RefSeq, a predicted model, not a curated record